This is a messenger RNA of Moneuplotes crassus, 649 nucleotides long. The record is from the annotation of a GenBank genome assembly. NCBI's taxonomy places the organism in Eukaryota, Ciliophora, Spirotrichea, Euplotida, Euplotidae.
UAAUAUUGAAAAUGUCUGAAUCAAUAGUGGAUAAACCAUUUGAUAUCUACACAUUUGCCACGCUGGCAGGGCUCUCGCUAGCAUCCUCCUGUGUGAUUGAAUUGUUCGUUUGGUGGAUGGUCUAUAGGACCGGGAAAUACAAGAACAUCUGAAGCUCAGCAGGAGAUCUUAUUAAGAAGAUUGAAAAGGAUAAGGACCAACUUUCUCCUUUUGUUAAAAAUUUCGAGAAAAAGAACAAAAUGAUCAAGCAAGAUGAGAAGUACCUUAGUAACUUAUCAGCAUCUCUUAGUAGAAUGCAGAUGAAGAGCACCUUCUUCAUUGCGAUAUUUAUGAUAUUCUUUAUUUCAAAUUUAAGAAGUGCUUUUGCUGGAACUUUAGUUGUAUGGCUUCCAAUUACUCCCUUCUCGUUCAUGCAAGGAAUGUGCCACCAAAAGGGCGAUGAUUGGUAUGGUGAUUUCUCAAUUCCAUUCUUCUUCAUCUUCUCUAACGCAGCGAUCAGGCCAUUAAUAAGGAAAACGUUUGGAUUUAACCCUCCUGCUGGAUUGCAGCAAAACCCAAUGUGGCCAAAGAUGCCAGAGGAGGAGCCAUAUUAUUCCCAAUAGGUAAAGAUUCAACACGUCAUAUCCAUAUUGGGGUUUUGGGGUUUUGG